This is a messenger RNA of Peronospora matthiolae, 648 nucleotides long. Lineage: Eukaryota; Oomycota; Peronosporomycetes; Peronosporales; Peronosporaceae. The record is from the annotation of a GenBank genome assembly.
AUGCGCCUGAAGCACUACGACGGCAAUGUGGAGGAUCUAGCGCUGACGUUCAGCGUGAGCGAGGUGCAGUUGGAUAAAGUAGUGACACGAAAUCUCUUGCCGGACGGCUCGAACGUCCCUGUUACGAACGAGAAUCGGAUUCGAUAUAUCCACUUGAUGGCGAACUACAAGCUGAAUGUGUUGACAUCCAUUGAAUGUGCUGCGUUCCUAAUGGGUUUUCGUGACUUGAUUCCGGAGUCAUGGAUUCAAAUGUUUGCUCCAGCCGAGGUGCAGAUGCUCAUUGGUGGCACUGCCACGAACAUCGACGUUGAUGACUGGGAGCGGCACACUCAAUACGGAGGUGGCUAUCACCCGUCCCAAAAAGUUAUCCAAUGGUUUUGGGAAAUCGUGAAGGAGGAUUUCACGCAUGAAGACCGUGCAGCGCUACUCAAGUUUAUCACGAGUUGUUCCCGUCAACCUCUGCUUGGCUUUUCAAAAUUGGUUCCUCAGAUCGGUAUCCACCAAGUGCGCGUAGAAGACGACGAGCGACUGCCAUCGAGUGCAACGUGCAUGAAUCUGCUCAAGCUACCAGCUUACUCCAAUAAGAAGUCGAUGCGCAAGAAGCUGGUGUAUGCUAUUCGAUCCAAUGCAGGCUUCGACCUCUCUUAA